This is a messenger RNA of Gryllus bimaculatus (two-spotted cricket), 3822 nucleotides long. The record is from the annotation of a GenBank genome assembly. Lineage: Eukaryota; Metazoa; Arthropoda; Insecta; Orthoptera; Gryllidae.
GCGACCGUAAGGAAGCUGGCUGAGGGUGCAGCGAGAGCAUAGGCCGAAACGAACCGAAACGUGGAUUGGUUGGCGCUGCUGGGGUGAUUCUUGUCGUUCAAGCUUUUGGUUUGGAAGGAGGGUACACGUUGGUAAUACCAACUUGGUAUAGCGGCGAGCUAACCGCUCGCAAUUAUAUUGUAAAAGAUGAUCGGUACGAGCGAAAAAAGAAGUCAGGAAGGCGAAGAAUUCGAUCAAAAGAUUAAGAUUUUAAUUGUGGAUAUAGAAGGAACCACUACAUCUAUUAGUUUUGUCAAGGACACGCUGUUUCCUUACAUUAGGGAAAACUUAAAAGUGUAUUUGAAAAGUCAUUGGAAGGAGCCAGAAUUUGUUGAAGAUUUGACUUUACUUCGAAAACAGGCUGAGAGUGAUAAAGAAAAUGGAGUGGAAGGUUUAGUACCCAUUCCAGCUGGUAAUGAUGAUGAUGAUGAGAUAUGCCAAGCAGUGUUAAAUAAUAUUUUGUGGCAAAUGGAUCUUGAUAGAAAAACAAAAGCCUUGAAACAACUGCAGGGUCAUGUAAUGCGUGAAGGAUAUUUGAAUGGAAAAUUAAAGGGACACGUGUAUGACGAUGUGCAACCAGCCCUAAAAUCUUGGAAACACAGUGGUCGUCAAGUAUACGUGUAUUCUUCAGGCAGUGUUGCUGCACAGAAGCUCCUUUUUGAGUUUUCUGAAAAGGGCGACUUGCUGGAGCUUUUCUCAGGCCAUUUUGACACUGAUGUGGGUUCAAAAAUUGAGUCCUCCAGCUAUUCAAAUAUUGCCAAACAAUUAAAUUGCAAAUGUGAAGAAAUAAUGUUUUUAACAGACAUUCCUAAAGAGGCAAUGGCUGCCCAAGAAGCUGGAUUGCAUCCAGUUCUGGUUGUACGACCUGGAAAUGAUCCUCUCUCAGAUGAUGACUGUCACAAAUUUCGUGUCAUAAAGUCCUUUGAUGAUAUAGUUUUUGAAGCAUCUGCAAAGAGAACAAAAUUGUCAGUUGAAUCUACAGAUAAUACAGUUUCCAGUGAAACUUCUAAGGACAUGAAUUCUAGUAUGCAAAUGGAUGUUGAUGUUGACGACAGUUGCCCGAAGGUAAGUGAAGGAGCAACAUCGACAUCAGAUUCCCAGGAAAAGUCUGAAGUUGCUGUUGUACAGAACGGGAAUGCUCAGAAAGAGAAUGGUGAACAAAACAUCUCUGGAGAAAAAGAGAACAAAGCCACUGUUGAAGAGAGAGCUGAAACAGAACCAGAAAAGGCAUCAAAACCAAAAACGGAUUCUAAUAUGAGCAGCAAAAUUGAAAAAGGCAUUGAAGAAUCGAAGAAUGAAAAGAAUAAAGUUGAGAGCCCCCAAAAGACUGAAAAUAGCAUUAAGGAAGCAGGAAAAGUAGAAAUUGAUGUUCAAACGAGCAAUUCUAGUGAAAGCACUAAUCCAGAUGAGACUUCUAAAGAUAAAAUUGUUACAGAGGAAACAAAAUGUGAUAAUGAGAAAAUGGAAACUGAUGGAUGCACUCUUGAGAAGAAGUCUAAUAAUCCAGAAGAGAGCGAUUCAUUAAGUUCUAAAGAAACAGGAAAGACUGCAGAGGAGACUGAAAAAGGAAAGUCUGAUGGAUCUGCUACAGAAACAGUAAUUCCAGAGGUUGCAAAGGAUUCUAAGAGUGUUGAACCUAAGACUGCCGCUGUUUCUUCUGUUGAACCUAAGACUGCCGCUGUUUCUUCUGUUGAACCUAAGACUGCCGCUGAUUCUUCUGAUGAACCUAAGACUGCCGCUGAUUCUUCUGAUGAAGCCAAGACUGCCGCUGCUUCUGAUGCAUCCAAGACUGCCGCUGCUGAUGAUGCUUCUGAUAAAACUAAGACUGCUGAAGUUGAUAAGGCUAAGACUGCUCAAACUGCUAGUAAAGAAAAGGCCACAAGUGAUGUGGGAGAAGAAAAGACUGUUGAUUCUCCUUGUGAGAAAAUGAACGUAGAUGCUGAAGUUAAAAGUACAUCUAAAGAUGGUAAAGACUUGAAGGCUUCAGGUGAAGAGGAAAUUAAAAAACAUGAAACUAAAGUUCCUGAAAAAAUUGAGUCAAAGGUUUUAGAAAAGUCAAAUGUUUCUGCUAAAAAGACCUCAGAAAUUGUGGAAAAAGAUAAAUCUGUUGAGAUAGCAGAAGAGGCAAAAGAAACUUCAUGUUCGCCAGAGGUAGCUGAAGAAGUUAAAGCUUCAGAUGAAAAAUCAACUGAAAUUGCUGAAGAGAUUACUGAGAAAGUAACCACAUCAGAAGUUACUAAAGAGAUUAAAGCUCCUGAGGUUACUGAGAAAGUAACCACUUCAGAAGUUAAUAAGGAGAUUAAAACCCCUGAGGUUACUGAGAAAGUAACCACCUCGGACGUUACUAAUGAUAUUAAAUCAGGUGAGAUAGCUGAAGAAAAAGUUUCAGAAGGUAUUGGAAAAGCAAAAAUUGCAGAGGGAGCCGAAGAGGUAAAGUCUCCUGAGAGGACUGAGAAUACCAAAGUGGAAAAGAUGAUUGCCUCAGAGGCAAAGCCCUUAAAAUCUGUUAAUGAAGCAUUGCCCUCAAAAGCUGAGAAGGUACAGACUACUGAAUCUUUGGAUGAAAAGAUGGAGUGUGAAGAAUCAAAGACUGAUGAAUCAACCAAGCAAUUAAAAAACUCUAAGGCUAUUGAAAAUAAUGCCCCUCACACUUCAGAGAAGAUGGAAGAAUCAGGAACAGAGGAUUCAAAAAGUGAAAAUGUUAUGCCUGAUUUACCAACAAAAGGCUCUGAAGAUUCAAAGAGAGGAGAAUGCAAGUCCUUAGAAAACACUGAAGAGAAAAAGGUGACUGAAAGUUGUCCAGAGAAGUUAACAGAGAAAGAUAAUCAGGAUUCAAUGGAUAAAAAAAAUAAAAUUGCUUGUACAGAAAAUGGUGAAACAGAUGUGGAAAUGGAAACUGCUGCUCCUGACAGUUCAGAUAAAGAUCAGAAAGUAGAUAAUAAGAUUUCUGACGACAAAGUUCCUAAGAAGGAUGCAGAGGAGAAUAAAUCUUCUGAUAAUGAUUCAUCUGCCAAAAAUGCUGAAGCAAUGGAAACAGAUGGUCAGGAUUCAGAAACAGUUGAUAAAGCUGCCCCAAUGGAUGUUGAAAGCACAGAAAUUAAUUCUGGUAAUGAGGGAAAUGUUGAAAUAAAAAAGGAAGUAGAGUCUAAGACAAAUGGAAUUAAUAAUAGUCAUUCUGCAUCUCCUGCUGAAAAUGAUACCAACGUGAAAAUUUUGGAUAAAGAGAGCAUUAAACUUAAAAAAAAUGAAGAAUCUGAAGCCGCUAAAUUGAUCACCCCUCCUUCUGUUCAGUCCUAGACAUUAGGGAAUGUACUCAAUGUUCCUGUUUGGUGUUCAGUAUACUAUUUUUAUCGUAUUUAUAUUUUUGUAUUAUUUGUGCCAUUAACGUUUAGCAAUUAAGAUAAGUUAAUCAUGUACCUGAUGUAUUGUGGUAGCAUGCCCUUUGCUAUGCAUCUACAGUAUCUGCAUUUCGGUUGUGUUUUUUUAUUGUGAUAUAGUUUGAAAAUGUCUUCCAUCAUUGUUUCCUCAGGGUUACAGCUUCUUACCCAUUUCCCCCAAUGUUAUGUGAUCUUUUCCUUUUUUUAGCUAUUAUCAGUAUUUUAAUCUGUAUUACUGUACUGUGAACCAAUUUUACGGAAUCUCAGGUUCUUGUAUUUUUCUAUUUGAAAUACACUUUUUGAACUGACAAAUGAUUUGUAUUCUUGUAGUUUGUUAUUAAUCUUACUACUGAUGCCCUUGCAAGAUCCUCAAAUAAUUGUAUAAAUAAAUAUUUCGACAGUUCUG